UUCGCUUCUCUCUCUCUCUCUCUCUUCCAACAAAUCUCUGUCGUUUUCCCCGUUAUCUCUUUAAGUCAUGCCGUCUGAAUCAAACCAAACCCGCCCCGCCCGAGUUCAGGGCUCAACAGCGGCUUACCCUCCUCCGAAUCUGGUAGAGCCACUGCCUUGUCCUCGCUGCAACUCCAUCAUCACCAAGUUCUGUUACUACAACAACUACAACCUCUUACAGCCUCGCUACUUCUGCAAAUCUUGCCGCCGUUACUGGACUCAAGGUGGUACACUCCGCGACGUCCCAGUCGGCGGUGGAACUCGCCGGAGCUCUUCCAAACGCAACCGCUCUUUCUCUUCCAACGCCACUACUGCCUCCUCUUCCUGCUCUUCUUCCGUCGUAACAACGGCCAACGGAUCAGAACUGACGAACCAAGGGGCCGUCACACACGAAGCAAAGGGUAGUAAUGAAAUCUCAGCUUACGGAAGUUUUGCGUCUUUGUUAAGUGGACAGAGCGACGGAGCAGCGUUUCUGGCGUUGGGUAACGGAAGUGGAAGCGGUGGGUUAGAUUACGGGUUUGGGUACGGGUACGGGUUGGAGGAGAUGAGUAUUGGGUAUCUUGAAGGAGGCUCCGGAGGAGAGAUACCGGUGGUGGGUGGUGGUGACACGUGGCAGAUUGGGGAGAUUGAAGGUAAAAGUGGGGACAGUUUAUGGCCUGGUCUCGAGAUCUCCAUGCAAAGCAACGGUGCUAAGUGAAAUAAACCGUUUAUGACUCGUCUUAUUUUUUUUUUUGGUAAUCGACUCUUGUCUUAUUCUUCAUCUGUUCUGUCUUUUGUUCGUUUCCUUUUGGAAAUAUCUGUUAGUGUGUUUUUUUUUCCUAGUGGGAUAGGGAGAGACCAAAGAAGCAAAUUAAACAGGAAAGAGAAAAAAAAUAGAAGGAAGGUUUAAUGUCUUUUUUCUUUUCUUUUUUGAGGUCUAAACAAGGGUGGUUUGUAAAUCCUCUGUUUAUGUGAUGAACAUAUUGGAAUGCCUUUCAAGUAGUAAAUGG
Messenger RNA from Eruca vesicaria subsp. sativa (arugula), 1028 nucleotides. NCBI's taxonomy places the organism in Eukaryota, Viridiplantae, Streptophyta, Magnoliopsida, Brassicales, Brassicaceae. The record is from the annotation of a GenBank genome assembly.